This is a messenger RNA of Momordica charantia (bitter melon), 1076 nucleotides long. Its product is annotated as telomere repeat-binding factor 4. Gene Ontology annotation, biological process: nucleosome assembly. NCBI's taxonomy places the organism in Eukaryota, Viridiplantae, Streptophyta, Magnoliopsida, Cucurbitales, Cucurbitaceae. Gene Ontology annotation, molecular function: double-stranded telomeric DNA binding. The record is from RefSeq and is a predicted model, not a curated record. Gene Ontology annotation, cellular component: nucleosome.
AAAAAGAAACGAACGAGAAAUCGAAAAACAAAAAGAGGCCGAAGAUUUGCAGCGGGAGCGAGCAAACAGCUGAUCUUCUUGUUCCUCUUGGCGCCGGAAAACUCUGCUUCACAGAGUGAUCUUCAGAUAACACAGAGACGACGGAUUCGAAUGGGAAACCAGAAGCAGAAGUGGACGUCGGAGGAGGAAGAAGCACUCUUGGCCGGUGUAGCGAAGCACGGCCCCGGCAAGUGGAAAAAUAUUCUCAAAGAUCCUGAAUUCGCUCCCUUCCUUACUCACCGCUCCAACAUUGACCUAAAGGACAAAUGGCGUAAUUUGAGUGUCAGCACUGCUUCACAAGGCUCGAAAGAGAAGUCUAGGGCUCCUAAAGCAAAAGCUAUCGUCGCCGCUUCACUUUCUAACAACCAAAACUCUGUUCCUGCUAGGUUGAAUGCAUCUGCUGAUACUGCAGGGGAAGAACCACCAAACACGAAUGCACAGGAUGGAAAAAAUGCCCCAAGGUACAAUGCAAUGAUUUUUGAAGCCCUUUCAACCAUAAAAGAUUCAAAUGGAUGUGACAUAGGUACAAUAGUUAACUUUAUCGAGCAAAGGCAUGAGGUGCCACAAAACUUUAGAAGGCUAUUGAGCUCAAGGUUGAGGAGACUUGUUUCACAAGGAAAGCUCGAAAAGGUUCAAAAUUGCUAUAAGGUAAGAAAAGACAACUCAUUGGCAGUCAAAACUCCUACACCCAAACAAAAAGAUGUCAGGCCACGGAUACCGCAAUAUAUGGGAGGUUUGAUGCCAUCAGGAGAGACAGUGGAAGAUGCGGCGAGAGCUGCUGCCUACAAAGUUGCGGAUGCAGAGAACAAAUCUUUCUUAGCAGCUGAAGCUGUCAAGGAGGCAGAGAGAGUCGCGAAGAUGGCUGAAGAUACGGAUUCAAUGCUACAGAUGAUAARGGAUGUGUACGAACAAUGUUCUCGUGGGGAGAUUAUUCUCUUGGCUUAGAUCGCUUGUAAGUUUAAUGGCCAAUCCUUUGUUUUCUUGGAACCCGAAUGUAAAUUCUUCAAUCCAAUGGAAUUUUCCGCUUUCUUAACGCA